CCGACUUUUGAGUUAGCUCUUGUGGAAGGCUAACUGGGCCUGCGACCCAAAACUAAAGACAACAAUAAUAAUAAUAAAGUAUUUAUUGGUACGCUACCAAUAUUGUAUUAGUUUAAAUGAAGAACUUGUAAGUUCACUAAUUUUUAGUGUUCUUUUAGAAUUUGAAUUUUCAACUGUUAGCAUAUAACAAAUCCUCAUCCAGACCUGAUCCCACUGCUGGUUGUUCAAGAACCAAAUGAAGGGCAAGUUUUCAAUCCUGAUUCCAAAAAGAAUGGUUCUUGAACCUCUCAUAAAAGGGAGAAAAUACUGGCAAGUAAAUUCAAGAAUGGGCAGUAUCACAUUUGAGCUAUACUGGAAACAAGCUCCAAAAACAUGUCGUAAUUUUGCAGAACUUUCUAGACGAGGUUACUAUAAUGGUACAAAAUUUCACCGAGUCAUAAAAGAUUUUAUGAUUCAAGGAGGUGACCCUACUGGAACAGGUCGAGGUGGAGCAUCAAUUUAUGGCAAACAUUUUGAGGAUGAAUUUUCAGAUGACUUGAAACAUACAGGUGCUGGUAUUUUAUCUAUGGCCAACAGUGGACCUAAUUCUAAUGGAAGCCAGUUUUUCAUAACCCUAGCUCCAACACAGUGGCUGGAUGGCAAGCACACUAUCUUUGGUCGUGUCAGCACUGGAAUUUCUGUUGUUCAAAGCAUUGGACUUGUAGAGACAGAUAGCAAUGAUCGACUAGUUGAUGAAGUGCAAGUUCUAAGUGCAACCCCUUCAUAAUGCUGGACUUCCAUGUGUGUGUGUAUAUCUCUACAUAUGUAUAUAUAUAGAUAUAUAUAAAUUCUCAAAUGCAGGAUAAUGCUAAUAAUAUAGCCUGAACAGAAUAAGCUACCCCUAUUUUACAGAAAAAAGUGUGGGUGGCCAGGCCGCCCACACUUUUUUCUGUAAAAUAGGGGUAGCUUAUUCUGUUCAGGCUAUAUUAUUAACAUUAUCCUGCAUUUGAGAAUUUAAAAUCACUUCUUUAACUUUCUAAGACAUCUCAACGCUUCUAAAAGCAAACUUCGUUUGUUUGUUUACGUUUAUUGUAAUUUGAAUUUAUAGAUAUAUAUGCUUUUUUUUGGUGUUUUGGUUUUUCUUUUUGAUGGCAUUUGAAAUAGAUAAAACUAUAAAUAAUAGUAUGCAGAAUUUUGGGUUAAAAAACUCCUUGGGGAAAAAUUGAAGGCUCGUCUAUAUGUUAAUAUUUAUAACAUUAUCUGCUUUGAGUUCUAGCGCUUUAAAAAAAAGAAAGAUGAUUUAUUUCAUAUCUCUUGAAGUUUUCUGAAUUCUUGCAACAUAAACUACACACACUGUUGGAUUGGAUUGUUUCCAUGACAUGCCUUUCAGUGCCUUAUGGAGUUGGAUGCUGGUGAUGGUCUAUUAACACCAGAGUUCUAGCAAGUUACAUUCCAGUAUAGCCUCUUCUUUAUUUCUAAGAAAGAAAUCACUGCAUGUCACCAUCAAUUUCCAUGCUCUUUCAUACUUCCAUUUAGUAACUUUGAUUUACUGUAGAAUAGACAAGAAACAUCCCGAUAAGCUGGAACUGAAAUCUUGUUGCAGUUUCCAACAACAAUCAUUUUCAUUUGUACAUUAUUUACAUUUGACGGAUAUUUGUUCUCAUCUUGUUUGUUGAUACGUUUUGGCUGAUAUACCUGCCAACCUUCAUCAGGUAUCUUGGGGAAAUUUUGAACCUGGGUUCUCAUUCUACAAAAGAAACGGCAUUUUAAAAUUUUAAUCCCCACCCCCAAUUCUUCAAUUUUCACUUUUUACAGAAUUUCUUUUUGCAAAAUACGUAGAAAAAUAUGGAGAUCUCCAUAUUUUUCUACAUACUUUAAAAUGGCAUUUUUUUUUUUUUUUUUGCAGAAUUAGAAUCUCGUUACUCGAAAAUGGGGGUUUCUGUAAAAAACAAAACAAAGGGGGUGUGGUCCACAUUCUUUAUGUCCGCCGUAGCAGGUAUUGUUAUAUUUUGGGAUGGUAAUUUUUUUCCUUUUUUUUUUUUACCAAAUAAACACGCAUACUAUAUACUCAUUCUCCAUUUCAGCUUUAUUGUUAUUCUUAUUUUAGUAUCCUUUGUCUGCAAUAUUUCAUCACACAUCAUGUGAUCUCUUCAGUGACCCAUCCAUCCCACAUAUCUAUUGUCAUGUUUAGUCUAUUCCGUCUUUCUAUGUGUAUCUUUAUCCGCGCAUGCGUUUGCGUCUGUGUGUUUUGUGUGCGUGUUGGAGCUUGCUUAAUAUGCUGUUUGCAUCCGUGAACUUUUUUUAGUUUUGUUGUUUCUUUAUGAAAGAAAAAUAAAUGGCAAAAAAAAAAAAAAAUAGCCAUCCCGAAAUAUAACUAUAUUAAUUUAACUGUAGAGAAAAAGGUUAAAAAAAUGAAUCUUCAAAAUAAGAGGGAAAUGUCAUGAGUUACAUACCCUGGCCUUUGCUUGUCUCUUUAACAGUUGAAGUAGAUGAAGGGGAGAAACUUCUGACAUUUUCAUCUUUUUACUUUCUCUUUCCUAAAAGUGGUGGUUUGUAAUUUGUUGGAGAGUUAAUAAAAUAUCUUGCUGUAUUUGUUCAA
Messenger RNA from Octopus bimaculoides (California two-spot octopus), 2578 nucleotides. RefSeq names its product peptidyl-prolyl cis-trans isomerase-like 1. Gene Ontology annotation, cellular component: catalytic step 2 spliceosome. Gene Ontology annotation, molecular function: peptidyl-prolyl cis-trans isomerase activity. Lineage: Eukaryota; Metazoa; Mollusca; Cephalopoda; Octopoda; Octopodidae. The record is from RefSeq and is a predicted model, not a curated record. Gene Ontology annotation, biological process: protein folding; protein peptidyl-prolyl isomerization.